Messenger RNA from Symbiodinium necroappetens, 858 nucleotides. The record is from the annotation of a GenBank genome assembly. NCBI's taxonomy places the organism in Eukaryota, Dinophyceae, Suessiales, Symbiodiniaceae.
GAGUUGCCCUGGAUCAGGACGGAAUGCGUCAUUGACACCGUUCAGGCCGCCGCAUACCUUGGCCAGGCUGUCGUGUUCCUCUACAAGGCCAUCGACUACGAUGGCCUUGAGUGCCCGAACAACUCGCCUGUCGGAUGCGCCGCCAGCGUCGCAGGCUUCAUCACCUCCAUUAGCUGGAUCGCCUCGUACCUGUCUUUUGCGGCGAAUGCUUGCGGCAAUGCUGUCAACAACGGUGCGCUCUGUGCUGGUGACUUCACAGCACUUAUGGCCAACUUCGGCGAGAUUGCCACUGUGGGCGCCGCUGCCAGGGCGGACUGCAAUUUCGGCAAGAACGCCCUCCAGAUCCUGACUUGCACGGAGACGAUCUCCCCUCCCUGGAAGCAGUUCGUCCCAGCAGGAGCCUCACCGGCGGUCGAUAAGGCCUUGAAGGUCAAGGGCCAUAAGGACCAACAGCGCAACCGCGAUUACGACAUCGUGCAGUGCGCUGUGGACGUCACCAACUCCGCUUCCGACAUCGUCCGAGUCAUCCUCCAGAUUCGUGCUGCGGGCAGCGCUUGCGCGGACCCGAAGUCCUGCGCUGUUGGCAUCAUGAACAUCAUCUCCUCCUUUGCCUGGAUCUCCCAGUUCACGGCCCUCGCCGUCUCGGAUUGCCAAGUGGGUGCCGACCAGAAGGCUCUGUGCACGGCCGACAUCUCCGACAUGGUGGCCGCUCUCACCAACGGCCCGGUACUGCAGAUCGAGCCGCCCCUGGAUGAGAAGCAGAUCCGCUCCGCCUAUCGCAAGCUGGCUCUUCGCCCUCUCCAGUUUGAGGACUCUUCCUUCAUCAAGGAGCAUGGUGUGCUCUGUUUCGGAAAGUGA